Messenger RNA from Hemisphaericaspora subhashii, 2085 nucleotides. Its product is annotated as anaphase promoting complex subunit 5. Lineage: Eukaryota; Fungi; Ascomycota; Pichiomycetes; Serinales; Debaryomycetaceae. The transcript is spliced from 3 exons. Gene Ontology annotation, cellular component: anaphase-promoting complex. The record is from RefSeq and is a predicted model, not a curated record. Gene Ontology annotation, biological process: positive regulation of mitotic metaphase/anaphase transition; anaphase-promoting complex-dependent catabolic process; protein K11-linked ubiquitination. The coding region runs from base 1 to 2085 and encodes 694 amino acids. Gene Ontology annotation, molecular function: protein binding.
AUGAAAAUUGAUGUUCAUCCAGCCUCAUUAAUUUAUUUAUAUGCCACCAAUUCAAUCACCAAUGAUAUAUUACAAUCACUGUUGAUCUUAUUAGUUAAAUUAAUAAACAAUGAUAUAUUAUAUGAUGAACAAGAAGAGAUCAUUGUGAUACCGACUUUAAUUGAUCUAUGUUAUAAUAUUCAUAAACAACAACAAUCAUCACAAUCUUCUUCUAUUCAAUUACAGAAAUCAUUACUUGAAUUACUAUGGAAUAUUCAAUCAAUUGAACAUUUGGAUGAUUGGUUAGAUAAGUUGUUUGGAAUGUUGGUUGCUCCCAAUGUUUUAUUUAGUAAUAAGUCAAGUUCAGUGAAACAAUUAUCUAGUCGAUCAUUAUUUGGAUCUUUUAUUUAUAAAAUUGUUACUUCUUAUCGAUUAUUAAAAUUUGAUGAAAGUUUUGUAUUGUAUGAAUCAUUUGUUGAAUAUCGAGAAUUGACUAGAGAGUUGUAUGAGAGUUAUGGUGGGAUUAUUCCUAACAAUGAACCGCUAGCACCACAGCAGCAAAAUAAAGGGAAGCCAGAAGAUCAGGAUCAAGAAUUAUUCAAUCAAUUGAAUCAACAAUUACAAUCCACUAUUGGAAUUAAUAUCCCCAAUCAAUCGAUGAAUGAUAGUAACCACAACCUGGGUGAAACAUUAAUACCUGUCCCCAACCAUGAUUUACAAGUAUUAUUGGAUAAUCAAAUAAAUUUAUUGGAAAAUUAUGGUACUCCAACUCCAAAAUUACUUAAAGAUAUAAUGGAAUUAAUGACCUCUCCUAAUUCAAAUAUGUUUCGUAUUCAAAAUAUCACCUUCAAUAAUCUUCCAUCAUAUUAUUAUAUUAAAUAUCUAGAAUGUCUCCAAUCAUCCAAUUAUAAUGGUGCUUUUGAAUCCCUACAUCAAUAUUUCGAUUAUAUGGUUUCCAACAACUCGAAAUAUUUCUAUCAUUUCGCCUUGGUUUCCCGAGCAAGUCUACAUCAAUUCUUUGGAGAAGAUGAUAAAGCCAUGGAUGCAAUUGAAGAGGCUAUAUCGGUAGCUAGGGAAAAUAAAGAUAAUUCAACAUUAACAUAUAUCUUAUCUUGGUUAUUCAAUUUCAUGAAGAAUAAACCGGAAUUAUGGAAUCGUCAAAAAUUCUAUAAUACGAGGAAUAAUUCCCAUUUAUUGGAUUUCUUAAUUAGUAAAUCCCGUCUGGUUUCAUUACUGUUAUAUUCCAUGAGUUAUAAUUUCGAAACGUUACAGAUUAUGAAUAGUGGUAGUAGUGGGGGGAUUGAUCAAUAUAUGACGAGUUUAUUGAAGGCGAUCUAUAUAUCGGUGAAUGAUGUGAAACCGACAUUUGUAAAACUGGCAGAAGUUGCUGCUUGUGUGUGGGCAAGAAUUGGGAAUCCGAUCUUGAAUGAUGAUGAUGAUGAUAUUGAGGUUGCAUAUGAGAAUUUGGAGAAAUUGAAGGCGGGGGUUAUUGAUGUUGACCAUUCGUUGUAUAAUUCAUUACAGACAAGAAGUUUAAUUAUGUUGAUUAAGAUGAAUUUAAUGAAGGGAAGAUUCCGAAUCUCCCAAGAAAUUAUUCAAGUUUUAUUAGAUAAUGAAAUUCGAGAUAUUGAACUCAAACAUGAAUUCAUUGCUUUACAAAUUGAAACUCAGAUAUGUUUAGAAAACUACAAUGAUGCAUUGAAAUUAAUUUCUAAUACAAUUUCAAAUACUGAUAAUUUAUUUCUUACAAUUCGAUUAAAUUUAUUAAAAUCUUCAAUAUUCAAUCAAUCAGGAAAUCAUUCCCGAGUUAUUUCAACCACAAUCCAACAAAUCCAAUUAGCCCACAAGAGUGGAUUCAUGCCAUUAAUAAUCGAAGGAUUAAUCAUCCUAUGUGGGUCAUUUAACGCUUUGGGUGAAUACCAAGAUUCCAUUGACAUUUUCAAACUGAUAAUGCCCCGGGUUCUUGCCAUGAAUAAUCGGGAAUAUAUAUCUCGGGCAUAUUUCGAAUUAAGUCAAGCAUGGUUUGGGAAAUAUCGACAACAACAGCAAUCACAAAGAAAUGAAAAAUUGUUUGGAAGGGCGUUGAGGUUUAACUUAAAUACAUAA